Molecule: messenger RNA, 8833 nt
Organism: Betta splendens (Siamese fighting fish)
Lineage: Eukaryota; Metazoa; Chordata; Actinopteri; Anabantiformes; Osphronemidae
Gene: mcf2l2
Product: MCF.2 cell line derived transforming sequence-like 2
Exons: 36
Coding region: 3897-7424 (1175 amino acids)
Biological process (GO): intracellular signal transduction
Cellular component (GO): cytoplasm
Molecular function (GO): guanyl-nucleotide exchange factor activity
Source: RefSeq, a predicted model, not a curated record
UGUCUAUGUGCCUGCUUACUGUGUCACAUUUGUAAACACUCUGCAUUUCAACUUGAAAAUGUUGUUGUUACUCUUAUACAUACAAUGCACGUUCUCCAGUAAUGUUUCCUUCUGCUGUUGUUUCUGUUUGUGAACCUUACACUUCUAUAGCAGAUGCAUUUAUUAGACCUUCAGUCACUGAAAACUAGAAACAUUGUCCAGUACAUGAUAGCAUUAUCUUUUUUAAUGAAUGAACAGUUUUAACCUCUUGAAGGCAGUGCAACAAGCUCAAAUCUCCUCUUGCAGCUGUUUGCAGAACAUAUAUAUUAUUCAUCAAUAUCUAAAAUAAUUAGGGCUAACGAAGUACUAAAUAUUAAACCAAAAGAAUUUAAAGCAACAUAAUAAUUGUUAGACAGCUUUUUAUGAAAAGAUUUGAAGCAGGACUCAGGUUUUACUGACAUCACAAUCUCAAUCUCCUUACACAGACUAAAGGUUUGGUUAUUCAAAUUAAAAUCUCUGCAGUUCUUGAAUGCUAAGAGCUAUAGUUUUCAAAGAAUAAUACAUAAAUAAAAAUCUGUUACAGUUAUACUGAAGCAACUGUACAGAGACACAAACAAAACCAUUGUCUUUGACCAUACUGUACCUAAAAUGUAUUUACAUUUUCAACUGAAAGGAGGUAAUAAGUAAUGCAUUCAUGCACUGUAAUACAUAUAUAAUGUAUUCACACAUAUAUACCUAUAUAGGUGAUCAUAUAUAAAAUAAGUCCUGUGCUUUGUCUUUUGUAAAGGUUAGUGCUGGAAAGUCGGCAUAAGGACACAGAACAAUCUGGCAAUGAAGGUGGUGAAAACUGAGGCCUACAGUAAAUACAAAAUCAACGAUUAAUUGAAAACAGAUGGUAAAACAUGACUGGGCAGGAUCAGAAACAGGCAGACUGAACACAAAACAGGAAGUACCAAAGUAAGACAGGAAAUGGACAUGAAUAUUACACCUGAACCUGUAUCCAAGAAAGUGGGUCAAAACAAAACAAGGCUAACACCCAAAGGAACACAAGGACUAGGAAAACCUAAAAGGAGUCUGUGAAAUAUGUCCAUAUCAGGGAAAACACAACACAGUCCAAACACCCCUCUCAAGCAGGACCAGGAACCGGCAAGCUGCAACUCGGUUUAGAUGGUUUGGUGACCCUGAACACAGGAACCAGGGAGCUGAACAGUGCUGAGGCGGAGUGGUGUUCAGGAACCCUUGAGAGAGCCUCUGCAGGUGCACAAGUCAAGGGAACAAGCUGACCAGCCAAGGACCUGCCACCACAAACCCCGGGGUAAACACCUGCAAAGGAACAGAAAACAAAGGACACAGGGACCUCCAGAGGCGAGGUCCCCUCUGGACCACCAGGAACUGAAGCAGGUGUGGCUACCAGCAGACCGCCAGGGACCGAGGCAGGUGUGAUCCUCAGCGGACCGCCGAAAACACCGGGGGAAACACCUGCAAACAUGAGAGCAAAGGGCACAGGGACGGAAGUAGGCGUGGUUAUCUCCGGACAACCAGGAACCGAGGCUGAUAAAAAAACAAAGGACACAGAGACUGCGGCAGGCGAGGUCCCCUCUGGACCACAAGGAACUGAGGCCGAUGUGGCCAUCAGCAGACCGCUGAGAACCUAGACAGGUGUGGUCAUCAGUGGACCGCCAUGGACCGAGGCAGGUGUGGUCGUCAGCGGACCGCCAAGAGCUCCGGAGGGAACACCUGCAGACAUGAGAGCAGAGAGCACAGGGACCAAAGCAAGCGUGGUCAUCUCCGGACAAGCAGGAACUGAGGCUGAUGUGGUCUCCUCCGGACCACCAGGAACUGAGGCUGGUGUUGACUCCUCUGGACAACCAGGGGACAAGGCUGGCAUGGUCUCUUCCGAUCCCCCACAGGAAACAGAGUUAGAAAGCAUCCUCUCGGGUCAGGCAGCGGUUCAGUAGCUGAGACUGGCUUUGGUUCAGUAGCUGGGACUGGCUGCAGUUUAGUGGAUGGGACUGGCUGAGAUCAGUACACAUGUUGGGAGGGCAACAGUACAGGCAGGAAUUAGGCAAUCAGCAGAUAGUUCCAGGCAAUGGUAAAAAAUCCAAUUACAAGAGUCCAAUUACAACAGUCAGGGAGCAAGCAAGGCAGGGUCAAAGCAAGCCUUAGACUUACUGGGUUUGAGUGCUGGAAAGUCGGCAAGACACGAAACAAUCUGGCAAGGAAUGUGGUGAAAACUGAGGCUUCAAUACAUAACUAAUGCUGUUAAGACUUGACAGGCAGGAACAGAAACAGGCAGACUAAACAGAACACAGGAAGUACCAAAAUAAAACAGGAAAUGAAUAUUACACCUGAACCUGGGUCCAUGACAAUUUCUUCUCUACGUACAAUGUUCUCUCCUCCUCUGAAAAAGAGGGCAGUGAAUCAGAGGAGUUUAGCUCCAUGGUAUAACUCAGAGAUCUGCAGCCUAAAGCACAGGACCCGGCAACUAGAAAGGCAAUGCUGUUCCAACAAAAGGAAUAUAAACUGCAUAGCAUUGAAGGACAGUCUAAUUAUAUAUAAAAAGCACUUCAUGCUGCUAGAAAAACAUUUUAUUCCUCUUUAAUUGAGGAAAACAAAAACAUCUCCAGGUUGUCACAGUUUAGAUCUGCUUCUGGUUUUAUUUUGAAGGACUUCCUGACCACGAGUUUGCCUUAUCCUGAACGGUACUGUUAUAUUAGCCCACACGUUAACUAACCCUGCCUGUCCACAGAACCGAGACUGCCUGAUCCAUUGUAUAGUAAACCGUUGCUUACCUGUGAAUGACCUUGCCUGACUCUGACCCUGCCGUUCUUGAAUAAAUCCCUUUUUUACCAUCAUCCAAGAUUGUCUGUGCUGUGCAUGUGGGUCCGUCACCUACGGAGAUCUGACAGAACAAUCUGGCCAGAAAUGGACCCAGCCAGCAUCGAAAGUCUCCGUGCCGCGCUCAAAGCCCAGGAGCAGUGACUCAGUGAACAGGAGGAAAAGACAUAGCCUCACUCCAGAGGCUGGCGGAGUGUGCGCUCCGUCAGGAGAACGCCGUGGCGGGACUAGUGGAGGCAGUCAAUCGUCUCUCCCUGGGAAAUCCUGGCGGAGCCACCCCGAUCCAGGUUCCGGCACCCACAGCGCGGCGAGUGUGCCUGCGGCGGCUCCUCCGGUUUCCACCCAGGCACCAGACGCAUGCCCAGGAGCACCAUCUUGCUUCUCUAGUAAGUCUGGCAAAUGCCGGGCAUUUCUCACACACUGUGAGAUUCAUUAUGAACUGCACUCUCCUAUGAUCCCCACGGAGAGAGCCAAGGUGGUGUAUGCUAAUGUAUUUCGCACCUGACUGGGGAGGCGGAGCGUGGGCGACCGCCGAGUGGCAGAACGGUUCUCCCUGCAUGUCAUCAUUUAGAGCCUUCUCUGACGCGCUUAAGCAGAUCUUUCAAGAGAUCCCGCCCGGGAGGGAAGUGGCACAGAAGCUGGUAAACAUUCGGCAGGCCGGAAGAACCACAGCAAAGUAUGCAAUUGAAUUCAGAACCCUUGCAGCGGAGGCUAGGUGGGACGCGACCGCCUUGGGCGGCGUGUCAAGGACUGGUGGCGCGCGAUCUGCCAAGCGAUUUGAACGCUUUGAUCACGCUGGCCAUCCAGAUUGAACGGAGGAUCGUGGUGAGCCGAUUAUGUUUGGCAGUGCCCGCUCGUUACCUACGGUCACGCUUUCAUCUGUUCGCCUGUAAUGUAAGCCUGAUGGACGCUAGGCUAGUGGAGAGAAUGGGAAUCACUACCUCUCUAUUCGCAGCGCCGGUGGAGACGGCAGCGUUGGAUGGUCGCAAGCUCUGGAGAGUUACCAACCACACAGAGGCCAUUACCAUGGAGUUCGCGCACGGCCAUUCGGAGCUCAUCCAUUUCCUGGUGGUGGAGGCAUGCUAUCAUCCCGUGGUGUUUGGCCACACCUGGCUUCGAAGGCACAACCCCAGACUGAAUUGGAGAAGUGGCGAGGAGGCAGAGGGAAAGAUGGCGCCCCCAUCAUCACCUUCCCAGAGUACUCAGGCUUCAGCGAAGUGCCAGAGGAAGACUUCCUCAGUGUGGUUACUUACCUCACCAGCAUCCCCAGUCUGGAUGCUGCCAGCAUUGGAUUCAUCAUCAUCAUUGACCGGCGGAAGGACAAAUGGAACUCAGUAAAGGCAUCUCUGUCAAGGAUUGCAGGGGCAUUUCCAGGAAACCUGCUGCUGGUGUUGGUGCUCCGACCGUCCAGGUUCCUCCACAGGGCUAUGGCUGACAUUGGGAUCAAGCUGCACAAGGAUGACUUUAAAGUGAAGGUACCGAUUGUGAUGUUGAACUCUUUGUCGGACCUGCAUGACUAUGUGGAUAAAGGCCAGCUGACCCGGGAGCUCGGAGGAAGCCUGGAGUACUGUCACAGUCAGUGGAUACACCACCGAACUGCCAUUGAGAACUUCGCCAUGACAGUAAAAACCACAGCCCAGAUGUUAGAAACGUUUGGUAUAGACCUGGCAGAUACAGAGUUGCCCAAUGAUGUCCAGUCCACCAAAAACCAGCUUACAGCACACACAGAAAAACAUGACAACCUUAAGGACGAACUGAAGCUAGCUUUGAAGCAAGGAACCACUUUGCUGGGUUGCAUCAGGGAGCAGGCGGUCAAGUCAGAGAACCACAAACUCAACCCAGAUGAGAUGGAGAACCAAACCACUGUGGAAAGACUCCUGGCACAGCUGGAUGAGACAGAAAAUGCCUUUGAACAGUUCUGGUGUAAGCACCACCUGAAACUGGAACAGUGCCUGCAGCUACGUCACUUUGAAGAGGACUUCAGAGAGGUCAAAGUUUCUUUGGACAGUUUGAUGGACAGUCUAAACAGCCUGUCAGUUGAUAGUGAUUGUGUGGCUGGAGUUGAACACCUGUUAAAAGAAUUGAAAAUGCUGCAGGAAAGCAUUCAGCCCAUAUUAGAAAAGGCCCAGCUCCACGCAAUGCAUGGUGACCAGCUGAUCCAGAGCAACCACUAUGCUGUUGACUCUAUUCGACCCAAAUGUAUAGAGCUCAGGCGAGUCUGUGACAACUUCAACAACGAGACCAAGAAAAAGGUCGACAUCCUGUCUAAGUCCCUGCAGAUACAGAUGGGCAUUGACAAGGUGAACCAGUGGUGCGAGUCUGGCAUCUACCUGUUAGCAUCACAAGCAGUGGAUAAGUGUCAGUCACAGGAAGGGGCAGAGUCUGCUCUGGCCGACAUCGAAUGCUUUCUAAAGUCAGCAGAAAACAACCAACUUACUGACCUGAGAAACCUCCACAACCAGUAUGAGAUGGCACUUUCUGAGGAUAUCAAGGGCAGUGUCCUGAAGGCACUGAAGCGACUGGAGGAUGUCCAGGAGAUGUUUGAGAAGCGACACGUCAGUCUGAAGAGAUUGUCUGCCAAACAGAUGAGGCCUGUCCAGCCUGUCGCCCCACGACCCGAGUCCUCUCCAAAAAGACCACCAACCAAGACCAAGGGGUCUACGCCCACAUGGAGUCAGCACUCUGUAGCUCGUAGAGCGUCUGAUAACUCAUAUAAUGGCAAACAGGUGGUCGAUGCUGAUCCUAACAAGAAGAAGAACAUACACAAGGCAAAGGGAGGCAUUAAGAUUGAAGUGAUGCACGAGGAGAGUCAAGGAGGGUCCACCCACGUUGUUGUGAACAAUGAGACAGAAGAGAGUCUGUCCAACAGACGCAGACACAUCAUGAGUGAACUGAUUGAAACAGAGAAGCUAUAUGUAGAGGAGCUGCAAAGCAUCAUGGAGGGUUACUUUGCAGAGCUGGUCAACUCGAAACUUAGCCAUCUUAUCCCCCCUUCCCUAGAGAACAAAAGAGACGUGCUGUUUGGAAACCUGCCAGAAAUAUGUGAAUUUCACAACAAGACAUUUUUGAGGGACCUGGAGAACUGUGCAGAGAAACCAGAGGUGGUUGGAACCUGUUUCCUGAAAAGGAAAGAAGAGCUACAAAUAUAUGAGAAGUACUGUCAGAAUAAACCCCGCUCUGAAGUCCUGUGGAGACAGUGUGGAGACAGCCUUUUCUUUCAGGAAUGCCAGAAGAAAUUGGACCAUAAACUGUCCCUGGAUGCCUACCUGCUAAAACCUGUCCAGAGGAUCACCAAGUACCAGCUCAUGCUUAAGGAGAUGUUAAAAUGCAGCAAGGGUGAUGGGACAACUGAGCUGGAAGAGGCUUUAGCUACAGUGCUCAACAUCAUCAAGUCUGUCAAUGACUCCAUGCACCAAAUAGCCAUCACUGGUUUUGAGGGAAACCUAAGUGAACUGGGGAAGUUGCUGAUGCAGGGAUCCUUCAGCGUGUGGACCGACCACAAAAAAGGCCACAGUAAGGUGAAGGACCUGGCCAGGUUUAAGCCCAUGCAGAGACAUCUUUUCCUGUAUGACAAGAUAUUGCUGUUCUGUAAGAAACGAGAAGAGAACACAGAAGCACAAGACAAAACUCCAUCCUACAGUUUCAAACACAUGCUCAAGAUGAGUUCAGUGGGCAUCACAGAGAACAUCAAAGGUGAUAACAAGAAAUUUGAGGUGUGGUACAAUGGCAGAGAUGAGGUUUACAUCAUCCAGGCUCCCUCCAUGGAUGUAAAAAAUAUGUGGGUGUCAGAGAUUCGGAAAGUUCUUACAGGUCAGCUAGAGGCUUGCAGAGAAGCCAGUCAGCUCAACAUCUGCGGGGGCCCCACGAGGAAUGUGUGUAAGAUGGUGUUGACGCAGUCUUCAUCAAGUCCAGAGUCCAGCUUCAAGAGGACCAACCGCAGUCCUAUGAUGAGGCAGAAGAGAGGUAGCGGACCCACAUGCACGGCGGAGACAAAGCUCGUUGAUGCUUCCAGCAGCCAGUCAAACCACUCAGCUGCUAAUGCUAGAAAACGCUUCACGUUACAGGGCCUUUCCAACAGAAGGUCUCUCCCAGCAGAGCCCGCUGCUAAAGAGGCAGACGUCCCCCGCCGCUUCUCCCUCACCUCUUCUCUUGCAUCCUCUUCUACCUCCUCCUUUGCUAGACGACGCACAAAAGGCCCCCUGUCUGUAAGCUUAAAGAGCAAGAGACAUGAGAUUAAAAGUGAUCCCACACCCUAUGGUUAUGAAGAUACUUUGAGCGGUGCUAUGGCCACAGUCAGGAAACGUCAGAGCAUGACUAACAACAAUACCACCACUGCUGGUCGCACCUCAGGUCUUCCUAGAUCCACGUCCCAACCAGGCUGGACCCAGCGACAGAUCCCUUCCAUCGACACAGAAGACUUUGAGACAAUCCCCUCCAGCUUAGAGGAAUACUCUAACUCCUCAGAAGAAGAUGGCAACAAUAAAAAUGGUGAUACCAAUUGCUUUGGGGUGCAGCUUACCUAUGAAUCUCAGAAGGUGGACUUCUCCCAGGACAGAGGUCACCUCGUCCAGUUUCUGGAGGAUGCAGAGAAUGUACAUUGGGUGUAAUCCUUCUGGAGCAAGAAGAACUCUGUCCCAAGUCAAAAUGAAAAAAAAAACAUCCUACAAAAAGGUAAGAUUUGAUUACACAAUUACAGGAUUAAUGUAUUAAACAUGUUUUAUUGUAUUCUUUCUGUAAUGUAGCUAAUAGAAAGAAGGCAGAGGCUCGGCAGACAGGUGGGGGGCCACCACCACCUCCCCUCACCCCAUCUGAGGAGCUGGCUCUGUCCCUGAAUAAAGGGCGGCCAGUGGUCGAGGGCAUUCCUGGGGGCACUUCAUCCCACACCACCUCCCACGACAUGAGUAACUUAGUGAAAUGUAAGUUUACCACAGUAGUACCAAUUUAUGUUUUUUCUAUCUCUGUCAUUGAAUCUGCUUAACAGUAGUAUGAAGGUUUGUUUUAUUUAACUGCAUAAGCUGCAUAGGCUUCUACAAUGUUGUAAUACUCUGACUUUAUUUCAUAUUGAUCUAAUGGGUUGCAUUGUCUUGCAGUCACUGAUGGACGGAUUAUAUUAUUAAACCCUCCAGAAAGCACACAGUCUGUGACAUGUGUAAGUGAUUUGUUGCCAGGUACUGUUUUAUCGCCAGAUAAAGUAUACUUGCAUAUUCCCACUGUAGGAUGAAGAUGAAGAAACCACUUCUGCUGUAACAGAAUUGUACUCUGCUCCUAGAUCCACAGAGGUCGGAUACGUACUAUAACAUAAUGAAUGAUCCCUUUUAACAUUAGAGAGUAACAAAUUGUCAUUGUUCUUUUACAGAACAUUCCUGGGUAUUUAAAUGCAGAUGAGGGUCCAUCUACCUCCUCACAAAAUCUAAGCAGUUUGCUAGCAAAAAAGUGGUAUAAGCUCUGUCUUUAACAACAAAUGAAAAAAAUGACUUGGAGAUGGACCUUUUACAGCUUAAAAUGGAGGAGAAAAGACUGGCCUUCAAAAAGGCUAAAGUCGAAAUCGAAAUCCUGGAGCAUCGCCUUAAGGACAUGAAGAAAUGGAGAGCACUUUUGGUGCAGAAUUGAUUCUGAUAAAUCAGUCUAAAUCUGUUCACUGCUGGAUCCUCUUGCUCAUCCUCAGCAGGACAAGGAGGGUGGCUCUGUCCUCUUAUCGUGGCAAUGUUGUGAAGGACCACACAAGCCACUAUAAUGUCACAUGCCCUCUCUGAACUGACCCUGAGGCCACGUAGACACUGGAACCUCGCCUUCAGGAUGCCUUUAGUCAACUUCACCUUGGCCCGUGUUGUGCUGUGGGCCCGUUUGAACCGUGUCUGUGGUCCAGGCUCAGGUUCAGGGUAGGGUGUCAUUAAAUAGGGCAGACAAAGGGAACCCUCUGUCCCCCAGCAAGUAGCUAUUGUAGUGUCCUGUAAUGAUUGAAAUGUGUCAAACAAUAAAACAAUACAGUAAAAACAUGAAUUUGUGAAAAUUACAA